Molecule: messenger RNA, 1551 nt
Organism: Myxozyma melibiosi
Lineage: Eukaryota; Fungi; Ascomycota; Lipomycetes; Lipomycetales; Lipomycetaceae
Exons: 4
Coding region: 36-1274 (412 amino acids)
Biological process (GO): telomere maintenance via telomerase
Cellular component (GO): chromosome, telomeric region; telomerase holoenzyme complex
Molecular function (GO): telomeric repeat DNA binding
Source: RefSeq, a predicted model, not a curated record
CUGUCGAAUUCACUGUCUGUAAGUGCGCCGCCAUUAUGACUAGCGAAAUAGAAAAAGCCUUUCUUAGAAAGAAAAUCCUCUCUAUUCUGACAGAUGGACGGACAGUGAAUAGCGUCACUUUCAAAAUUGGACCGGUACUGAAUGAAGCCGUUCAGCUGAUAAAGAUUAUUACCUAUGUUUCUAAUCCUCCCAACGAAUACAUACAAGGGCUUGUCUCUGAUAAGAAGUUCUACAUCAAUACAGUGUUUUCGAACGAGUCUGUUGUUUCAUUCAAAAAGAAAUAUGCCAGACGGUUCACCUACAAUACGUCGGGAUGCAUGCUACGAAUAACGGAAGCAGAUCUGCAUUUAUUUCCUUCGAGUUGUAUUGGGAACCCUAUCAAAUGCGAUUUGAAUGUCUCGACGCCGUUUAUGAAUGAUCCACCUGCUGAUCGCUUUCGAUCUGAUAUCAAAUUUGUCCCUGUGUUAUAUGUGCGAAAAUUCUCAUAUAUCGGUGCGGACGGUGCUCAGAUACUGGGAUCGCCGGUACCGAUCCGGCGUAAUAAGUCGAUAUGGGCUGCUAUAGCGAAGCGUAUCGAAUCUCUGCGCGAACAUACAAGUCAUAUAACGCCUAUAAUGCCAUCUGUAACCUCAACAGUACCUCAGCUUAAUGAGCCGACACAAUUUCGGUCAGUCAUAGCAGAAAACGACGCUGCGACGCAGGAAAAGUCGCCCGUCGUAGAUUCGGCCGAAACUUCUGGCACCAAUAAUAACUCCGCGCACUCAAUCAGUACUGUUCCAAUAUAUGAGACCCAGGCUUUACUGGCACCUUCAGUGAGAAUAUUAACAGAAGCUCAUAUUGAAAGUGCCACGGAAAACGUUGAUGAAGCUGCAGAAGCUGGGGGUGCGGCAGGAGUGUUGAAUAUGGAACAGCGGGUGUCAAGGGAGCCUGUGGACCAAAAUAACGAGCAAAUCACUGAAAAUCGAAACAUUCAAGAUAAAUCCACCGCAGACCCACAGAGUUCACUGCCAUCAUCACCUCUGCAGGUCGAGCCAAUGGUUGCAGUUCGGAUCCCCGAGAGUUCGCGUGUCUUGAAUGCGAGCGAUCCAUCAUCGACAAUCCCCGUACACCGAACGAUUGGUGGGGCGUCCAAAAAGAAGAGGAGGCUAUAUAUUAUGCCGCGGUUUCCGCCCGAAGAAGUAGAAUACUCAUCAAAACUCUCUGAUGAAGAAAAGAUGAGACGUCUGUGGGAGACAGCUUCAAAUGAUCGAGAUGAGUUUUUUCAAGAGAGCUGAAGAGGAUGGAGAAUGAUGGUCUUUUCUAAAGCUAUGAAAACAUAUUUGUUUAUUUUUGAGAGAAGAAACGCAAGGAUCUAGUGUGUUCCAUCUUCACCACGAACUUUUGUCCAUUCUCCUGCGCCAGUCUCUCUAGGUCUACUCUCUUCGGAAGACGUCGGUUUCGCAUCGCCAUAUAUGUACCGGACUAGCUCCUUCACCUCUCUUAUGUCAUCUGCCUCUAAGCUUCUCUGCUCCUCUUGGGAUAAAUGCAUCCUUCUGGAGACUGUAUAAUACU